UGAACAAUUCAGUAUGAUGUUCAUAUUUCCAACGCUUCAGUCGAUGAAGUUCCAACCCUUUUGGUUGCUUCUUCUACUGUUCUUUUUUGCAUUUCCCGAUUCUCAUGCUUUCAAUUCUUCUGGAAUUGCUUCAGAAGCAAAUGCUCUGCUGAAGUGGAAAGCCAGUCUUGACAAGCAGAGUCAAGCUUCUCUCUCUUCAUGGACUGCCAACACUUCUUGCAGUUGGCUUGGAAUUGCAUGUGAUCACUCCAAUCACGUCUCCCAAAUAAAUCUUCCAAAUAUUGGAUUAAGAGGUACUCUUGAAAAUCUCAACUUCUCAAUGCUUACAAACAUUCACACUCUAAAUCUAAGAAACAACUCCUUGAAUGGAAGUAUUCCUCCUCAAAUUGGAGUUCUGUCCAAUCUAGUUGUUCUUGAUUUGUCUGUUAAUAAACUCUUUGGGAUUAUCCCUUCUGAAAUUACACAGUUGAUUAGCCUUCAGAAGUUGAACAUGAGUCGUAAUACUUUCAGUGAGUCCCUUCCCCAAGAAAUAGGGAGAAUGAGGGAGCUGAGAAUGCUUCAUGUUCCUUAUUGCAAUCUCACAGGGACAAUCCCAAUCUCUAUAGAAAAGUUGAACAAUUUAUUGCAUCUAGAUGUAGGAGCCAACAACCUUUCUGGCAGCAUUCCUCAGAGAAUUUGGCACAUGGACCUAAACCAUUUAUCACUUACAAUUAAUAACUUCCAAGGUUCCAUUCCCAAAGAAAUUGUGAAUAUGAGGAACCUGGAGAUCCUAUAUCUUGGGGAAAGUGGCCUUUCUGGCACCAUGCCCCAAGAAAUUGACAUGCUGGGGAAACUAAUACAUCUGAUCAUGAGCAGUUGUAAUCUUACUGGUCACAUUCCUCGUGAAAUUGGUAAGUUGAGCAAUCUAACUAUUCUUAACCUUAAAGGAAACCAAUUGUCAGGUUUUAUUCCUCAUGAAAUUGGAUUUUUGAGAAAACUCAGUGAACUUGAUAUGUCUGGGAAUUUUCUCUCUGGUAAAAUCCCUUCCACAAUUGGAAACUUGAGCAAUCUAAGUUAUCUUUACCUUUAUGGCAACCAAUUAUCUGGCCUUAUCCCGGAUGAAAUAGGAAAUUUGCAUUCCCUUCUAACAAUCCAGUUGCUGGGCAAUAAUCUCUCUGGACCAAUCCCUACUUCCAUAGGUAACCUGGUCAAUUUGGAAUCCGUUUUACUUUAUCAAAACAAACUUUCUGGAUCCAUUCCUUCCACUAUUGGAAAUUUGUCAAAGCUUCACGAAUUGAAUUUAUUUGAAAAUGAUCUCAGUGGCAAGAUUCCAACAGAAAUGAACACGAUUAUUGCUUUGGAAAACUUGCAGCUAGCUGAUAAUAAUUUUGUUGGCCAUUUACCUCACAACAUUUGUGUUGGUGGAAAGUUGGCAAAAUUUUCCGCUAGUAAUAACCAUUUCACUGGCCAUAUUCCAGAGAGUUUGAAGAAUUGCUCUAGCCUUAUACGAGUUAGACUUCAGGAAAAUCAACUAACUGGAAACAUAACAGAUGCUUUUGGUGUACUUCCAAACUUGGUUUACAUCGAAUUGAGUGAAAACAAUUUUUAUGGUCAUCUUUCACCAAAUUGGGGGAAGUUCCGUAGCCUCACAAGCCUCAAGAUCUCUAAUAAUAACUUAUCAGGUGUUAUCCCACCAGAGCUAGGCGGGGCAACCAAAUUACAAGCACUUCAAUUAUCCUCAAAUCAUCUUACAGGAAACAUUGCACGAGAUUUAUGUAAUUUGGUCUUGUUGUAUGAUCUAUCACUCAACAACAAUAAUCUUUCAGGAAAUAUUCCCAUAGAAAUUGUAUCAAUGAAGAAUCUUCAAAAUUUGAGGCUUGGAUCUAAUAAUUUGUCUGGCUCAAUUCCAAACCAACUUGGAAAUUUGUUCAAUUUAUGGAACAUGAAUUUGAGCCUGAAUAAAUUUGAGGGAAAUAUUCCCUUAGAGUUUGGCAAAUUAAUAUCUCUCACAACUCUUGAUCUCAGUGAAAAUUUGUUGAGGGGAACAUUAACACAUGUGCUUGGAGGAUUACAAAAAUUAGAAACAUUGAAUCUCUCUCACAAUAGUCUCUCAGGUGAUCUUUCUAGCUUUGAUGGUAUGAUGAGCUUGACAUCUAUUGAUAUAUCUUACAAUGAUUUUGAGGGUCCACUUCCAAACAUUCCAGUCUUUCGCAAUGCUACAAUGGACGCAGUAAGAAAUAAUAAAGGCUUGUGUGGCAAUGUUAGUGGCUUAAAGCCUUGCCCAACACUAAGUGGGAAAUCACAGAAUCAUACGACAAAGAAAGUCAUAACAAUGGUUCUACCCCUUACUUUGGGCACUCUAAUGCUGGCAUUGUUUGUUUUUGGAGUCUUGUAUUAUUUAUGCAAAACUUCAGUGAAAAUGGAAGAGGAAGCUACCAAUUUACAAACUCCAAACACAUUUGCAAUAUGGAGUUUUGAUGGCAAAAUGGUAUUCGAGAAUAUUGUUGAAGCCACUGAAAAUUUUGACGAAAAGCAUCUCAUUGGAGUUGGAGGACAGGGACAAGUUUACAAAGCAAUGUUACCCUCAGGUCAAGUUGUGGCUGUAAAGAAACUGCAUUCAGUUCCAAAUGAAGAAAAGCUCAAUGUGAAAGCUUUCACAAGUGAGAUCCAAGCUCUGACAGAAAUUCGCCAUCGUAACAUUGUAAAGUUAUAUGGGUUUUGUUCACAUUCCCAGUGGUCAUUUAUGGUGUGUGAAUUCUUGGAGAAGGGCAAUGUCCAGAAUAUUUUGAAGGAUGAUGAAGAAGCAAUUGCAUUUGAUUGGAAUAAGAGAGUGAAUGUUAUCAAAGAUGUAGCAAAUGCUUUAUUCUACAUGCAUUAUGAUUGCUCACCACCAAUUAUUCAUCGUGAUAUAUCAAGUAAAAAUGUCCUUUUGGAUUUGGAAUAUGUGGCACAUGUCUCAGAUUUCGGAACGGCCAAGUUUCUUAAUCCCAAUUCAUCCAAUUGGACCUCAUUUGUAGGAACCUUCGGAUAUGCCGCUCCAGAACUUGCAUACACAAUGGAAGUGAACGAGAAAUGUGACGUGUAUAGUUUUGGAGUGUUGGCAUGGGAAAUACUUCUCGGAAAACACCCUGGUGAUUUUAUAUCUGCCUUAUUAUCAUCUUCAUCCGCUGGUGAUCAUAUGACAUUGAUGGAUAAGUUGGAGCAGCGUCUCCCUCCUCCAACAAAACGUUUAGUUAAAGAGGUGGCAUCAGUUGCGAAGAUGGCACUUGCUUGCAUGACUGAAAGUCCACGAUCUCGCCCUACUAUGAAGGAUGUCGUCAAUGAGCUUGUAAUGUAAAGCUCGUCUUCAAUGGAUGGACUAGACAUCUCAACUCACGUGUGUAAGUAAAGAGUGAAGUUAUUAAACAGCAUUUGGUUUUACUUGCUGUUUUCUAUUUUGUACUGUAUUUUUUUUCUUUUGUUGUAAUCACAAUUAAAUAUUGUUGUUGAUAUGU
Molecule: messenger RNA, 3473 nt
Organism: Vigna angularis (adzuki bean)
Lineage: Eukaryota; Viridiplantae; Streptophyta; Magnoliopsida; Fabales; Fabaceae
Product: probable leucine-rich repeat receptor-like protein kinase At1g35710
Exons: 2
Coding region: 14-3316 (1100 amino acids)
Biological process (GO): protein phosphorylation
Molecular function (GO): protein binding; ATP binding; protein kinase activity
Source: RefSeq, a predicted model, not a curated record